AUGUCAAACCGACGAGUGUCUCUACCGGUCGCCCUCGCCAUUCCCCAACAAUUCCCGUCUCGACUGUCACCGCCGUCACCGUCUCCGCCGGGUAAUCGGAGAUCCCUUCCAACCUCGCCAAUCUGUCGUCGGAGUCUACCGUCGACACCACGUACCGUAUCCCCGAGACGGUUGAAUAAUUUGUUGCCGGAUGUUGAUGAACACUGUGCGAGUACUAGUACUACAUCGAGCUCGGAAAACUCGCCUCGUCGUGUGAAAAAGCGGCGGCCCCCGCCAAGAUACCAAUACUCUCUGCAGACGACCGCUUCAAUUAUGAGUUCCACAAAUUCAGAAGACGUUGACGACGAUAUAAAACCAGAAGGGACACUUCGAAGUUUUGCGAUCAAAAAUGGACAUGUCACUGAUAAUGGAUACAAGAAUAUGAAUCAGAAGACGGCGCAACCGAUUGCUAGCCAUAACUACAAAGACCGUCGUGCCACGUGUCCAGAAGUGUGGCUAUUCCAAGAGACAUCAAACGUGCCGAUGCAACAUAUUGUCCUUCGAAUUUAUGGAUCCAAGAAUUCAGGGAAAAAGACGUUGCUCAAUUCCAUUAAUCAGUUCGCCACCAAGUUGGUGUCCCGAUACAAUAAUGAGUAUCCUGAAUUCCAGGAUCUUGGAUCCAACUACAGUAACCCGGAUCCUGGAUUUUUCAUUCUGAGUUACACUACCGAAGGCGACGAUUCCUCUUCGAAAACCCUCAAUUUCUUGCUAAACAACGAGCAAGUUGAGUUGGAAAUGCUCUUAGAGUCGACACUAGAGAACUCUCCAUUCGCCUCUUCUUUGACAAUGUACGCAGUGGUAUACAAUGUGGAUAGCCGCGAAUCGUUCAUUUCGGCGACUAAUUUGGUCACGAGACUCCUGAAUCGAAAAAUUGCGAGGGGACCGAAUAUUAUCAUCGUUGGCAACAAAAUCGACUUGAAACGCAAUACAGUAGUCUCGAAAAUGGAAGGCGCAUGUCUCGCCAAAAUCCACAAAUGCAAUUUCAUCGAAGUCUCCGCCCAAUAUCAGAUGAAUAUCUCGGAACUGUGGACAAUGAUACUGAAACAGUUACAGUAUCCCACUGGAAAUGGAAUUCAGGCGGAGCAGGAGGGGGCGGAGUCAAGUGGGAACUGGAUGGCUCGGAUUGUGACACGUGGAAGACAGUUGGCUCAUUCUGCCGAACAGAUUGUGCACAAGUUCUUGUGA
Caenorhabditis remanei is the source of this 1224-nucleotide messenger RNA. RefSeq lists its product as uncharacterized. Gene Ontology annotation, molecular function: calcium channel regulator activity; GTP binding; GTPase activity. The record is from RefSeq and is a predicted model, not a curated record. Gene Ontology annotation, cellular component: plasma membrane. The transcript is spliced from 9 exons. Lineage: Eukaryota; Metazoa; Nematoda; Chromadorea; Rhabditida; Rhabditidae. Bases 1 to 1224 code for a protein of 407 amino acids.